AAAAGCAAGACUCCUGCGCCGCCGACUACAAGAGGGUUAAAAGUGUAGAUUGGAUUUCACCCCGGGAAAUCUAGCACACGGAGUGAACUUGAAUCUUUGGCUAUUUAAGGAGGACUGGAGUUUGUUGUGAAGUUGUGGUGAUCCAGAGCAGAGCCCCGUCCUGAUUGAUUUCAUCUUCCUUGAGUCUCAGAUGACUGUAAAAUGAAUAGAUGAAAUUAUUCCUUUUUGAGGCUUUUCUUAGGGGCUCUCCGGGCAGCGUGUUCUCAAAGCGAAGUCAUGAUGUAUUCUCCAAUCUGUCUCACUCAGGAUGAAUUUCACCCGUUCAUUGAGGCACUUCUUCCACAUGUCCGUGCAAUUGCCUAUACUUGGUUCAAUCUUCAGGCUCGAAAACGCAAGUACUUUAAAAAACACGAGAAACGAAUGUCAAAGGAUGAGGAAAGAGCAGUCAAGGAUGAGCUACUUAGUGAAAAGCCUGAAAUAAAACAGAAGUGGGCAUCCAGGCUCCUGGCCAAGCUGCGCAAAGAUAUUCGCCAAGAGUUCCGGGAGGAUUUUGUGCUCACAGUUACUGGGAAGAAGCACCCAUGCUGUGUAUUGUCCAAUCCUGACCAGAAGGGCAAGAUUAGGAGAAUCGAUUGCCUGCGACAGGCUGACAAAGUCUGGCGUCUGGAUCUAGUCAUGGUGAUCCUGUUCAAAGGCAUCCCCUUGGAAAGUACGGAUGGAGAACGUCUCAUGAAAUCCCCACACUGCACAAAUCCAGCACUUUGCGUCCAGCCACAUCACAUAACAGUAUCAGUCAAGGAGCUUGAUUUGUUUUUGGCAUACUACGUGCAGGAGCAAGAUUCUGGACAACCAGGAAGUCCAAGCCACAAUGAUCCUGCCAAGAAUCCACCAGUGUACCUUGAGGACAGUUUUGUGAAAUCCGGAGUAUUCAACGUGUCAGAACUUGUGAGGGUGUCAAGAACACCCAUAACCCAGGGAAGUGGAGUGAACUUCCCAAUUGGAGAGCUCCCGACCCAGCCAUAUUACCAUGAUAUGAAUUCGGGAGUAAAUCUACAGAGGUCCUUGUCCUCUCCACCAAGCAGCAAAAGACCCAAAACUAUCUCCAUAGAUGAAAAUAUGGAGCCAAGCCCAACAGGAGACUUCUAUCCUUCUCCAAAUUCACCAGCUGCAGGAAGCAGGACAUGGCAUGAAAGAGAUCAAGAUAUGUCUUCUCCUACAAUGAAGAAACCUGAAAAGCCUUUGUUUAGUCCUACAUCUCCCCAGGAUUCUUCAUCAAGACUGAGCACUUUUCCCCAACAUCACCAUCCAGGAAUCCCAGGAGUUGCACACAGUGUCAUCUCAACUAGAACUCCACCUCCACCUUCGCCACUGCCAUUUCCAGCACAAGCUAUUCUCCCUCCUGCCCCAUCUAGCUACUUCUCUCAUCCAACGAUCAGAUAUCCUCCCCACCUGAAUCCUCAGGAUACUCUGAAGAAUUACGUUCCUUCUUACGACCCGUCCAGCCCGCAGACUAGCCAGCCUAACAGCAGUGGUCAAGUAGUAGGGAAAGUGCCUGGCCAUUUUACUCCAGUUUUGGCACCCUCUCCCCAUCACAGUGCGGUGCGACCUGUGACCCUGACCAUGACAGAUACUAAACCCAUCACUACAUCCACUGAAGGUGAGGCAUCUUCACCUACAGCAACCACCUACACAGCCUCAGGCACAUCCCAAGCCAAUCGAUAUGUGGGACUAAGCCCAAGAGACCCAUCCUUCCUACACCAGCAACAGCUGAGAAUUUGUGACUGGACCAUGAAUCAAAACGGCAGGCAUUUAUACCCCAGUGCCAGUGAGGAUACAUUGGGAAUUGCUUGGCAAAGUCCUGGUACCUGGGCUAGCUUGGUUCCUUUCCAAGUAUCAAAUAGAACACCGAUCCUGCCGACAAAUGUCCCAAAUUAUGGUUUGAACAUAAUUGGAGAGCCUUUCCUUCAAGCAGAAACGAGCAACUGAUGGAAACAAAAUUAAAAACAAAAUAAAUUUAAAAAAAAAGGAAAAGAAAAAAGAAAAGAAGACAAUAUGAGAGAAGAACCUGAAGAAAGAAGAACAAAAAUAGACCAGCAAUUGCAGCUCUUACAAUCACUAAUUCCCUUAUGGUUGAAACUGAAAUGACAAACAAAGGGUCGAUGAUAUUUCACUGAUGGGUAGAAUGCAGCUCCUCCUAAGUAGCCUUUGUUAUAUGAAGUCCGCUGGGAAAUAGAUGUUCUGUCUCCGACAAUAUAUUUUAACUGACUUUCUAGAUGCCUUAAUAUUUGCAUGAUAAGCUAGUUCUAUUGGUUUAGUAUUCCUGUUUACGCAUGAGAUCACUAUUCCUGGUUAUCUCACAAAACAAAGGCUAGGCAGCAACAGCAGAGCUGCAGGAGGACAAGGGCCGUGAGCCAGCUGUUUUCUCAACAGUCUGAUUUCUAAAUGUUUUUAAAAUAAGCUCUGUAGCCUUUAGUUAUCAGUAUGGAUUUAUUAAACUUUGGCCCUUAAUUCAGCCUUUUUCUAGUGUGUUAUGCCGUUUGAAAUUUUCAAUCAGUAUGAACACACAGGCUCUAUGGAAGAAAUGCCUCUACGCAGGUAAAAGUGUUAUCUUCUCAUGCAACAGUAAAAAAAGAAAAGGAAAAAAGUGACAUUUUUCCCCACUAAAGAAACACUUACAGAGGCAAGUGCAAUUUAAAAAUCGUAUCUAAGAGGUCAUCACUAUAAGUCCUUCAGCCCUUGGACUCUAAAUUGAGGGGAUUAAAAAUAAAAAUAAAAAAUUACUUUGAACAAACUUAUUUUUCCCCUCAGUUUUUGAGGGCAUUAAAAGGCAUUAAGUCAAGACAAAUCAUGUCCUUGAGAAUAAGAAAUCAAUGGAAACACAGCACUUAUGUUGGUUUAGCUGCUGCCUCUGCAGAGGGGUAGGAUUUAUUUAUUUAAAGUUACUUGUUGCAUCAAGAACCCAUAGGGUUUACAUGUUUCUGUAAAAUCUACAUCAUAGAGACAAAGACAUAGGCAAAUCCAUGUCACAAGGGCAAAGCUUACCGUUUACAAACUGGUAAUACCAGGAUGGGGAUAUGUUGUAUUUAAAUAAUGCACUCUUAAUGUAAGUCUAAUUACAGGGUGCUGUAAACUUGCAUGGUGCUUUCAGAAGUUAGCCUUGUUCAACAAUUUUCACAUAUUGACAGAAAUAUAAUGUGCAUGGGCAGACAUUUUGCCUCUAUGUCUCUUUAAAAAUUUAAAAUACUCUUUCCAGUAAUCCUAAUUUGCACGAAGAUAUAAUGUCCACAUUACGUGCCUUGCCUUGAAAUCUAGAAAAUGGAAAAAA
Ficedula albicollis (Collared flycatcher) is the source of this 3325-nucleotide messenger RNA. It is a transcript of the gene NFIB, whose product is annotated as nuclear factor I B. Lineage: Eukaryota; Metazoa; Chordata; Aves; Passeriformes; Muscicapidae. Gene Ontology annotation, cellular component: nucleus. Gene Ontology annotation, molecular function: DNA-binding transcription factor activity, RNA polymerase II-specific; RNA polymerase II cis-regulatory region sequence-specific DNA binding. The transcript is spliced from 12 exons. The record is from RefSeq and is a predicted model, not a curated record. Gene Ontology annotation, biological process: regulation of transcription by RNA polymerase II. The coding region runs from base 277 to 1986 and encodes 569 amino acids.